Messenger RNA from Moneuplotes crassus, 2691 nucleotides. NCBI's taxonomy places the organism in Eukaryota, Ciliophora, Spirotrichea, Euplotida, Euplotidae. The record is from the annotation of a GenBank genome assembly.
UAUAUUGUUAAAUAAAAUUAGAUGGAGUCCAGCUCUUUUUCUUCAGGCACACCUAUGUAUGUAUUAUGGGAUUUGGUCAGAAGUUUAUGGGAUAUAGGUCUCUUAAAGUAGCCAAACCAAGCAAGAAUCGAUCAAGGAGAGUCAGUGCAAAAGGAAUAAGAAAGAUGCAACGUUUUACGGGCAAACGAGCCACUUUGAGCAUGGCUAGCUUUGCCAAAUCGAAUGUUUUUGGAUCAAGUACUUCUGGAGAUAGAUCUAAGAGUGGGUCUUUUCAAGCUAAGGAUAUGCACAAAACUCAGGUUUACAAGAGGGAGGUUAAGAAAAUUACCAAGUCAAUUUAUAAAAGUACUUUUCAUCGUAACUCAAAUCCUACACUUCCACAGUUGGGUAGCAUGUUGCAAAAGAAUCGACAUGUGAAGAAAUCGUUUAUCAGAGCCCUCGCUGGGAAGUUUCUUAUUGAUAAAUUUGUGAUCAACGAAUACUCGAAAGAACGAUACUUCCUUGAAAUAUUAAAAAAGAAACCAAGGAAUAGAACUAAGAGAGAAAUCUCCAGGCUCACUCAGUUUCUAGGUGGUAUCGAGUUCUUCAAGAAAUACAUCAAGGAAGGCAAUGAAGGAGUCGUAGGUCAGUGCAGUUCUCAGCUGAAACUAGCAACCUUUAAGAAAGGAGAAAGAAUCAUGAAAUAUGGAGAACUUGGUGAUAAGUUUUACGUUAUACUUCAAGGUUCAUGCAAACUGUUUCUCAAGUAUAAGGAAACCUUCAUGUUUACAAAUGCUGAUUAUGUCCUCUACCUUAUGUCUCAUGAAACAUUGGGGGAGGAUUACCACAAAGUUCUCAGUAAUUUUAGAAUCAAGAAGGAAUAUGUCAGAGAAUUAGAGCAGUUUUAUGCCCAGCAUAAGGAUAAUUCCUUACAAGUGUUGAACAAAAUCAUCUCUAUGCUUCAUGGAAGAGUCGACAUCUACACAAAACGAAAAUUCAUUAUUUCAUUUCUGAAGCAUCAAGCUACAUUGAAGGACGGACAAGAGUUUGGAGAACUCGCACUUAUCAAUUCAAAACCUCGGUCUGCCACAAUCAUUGCUGAGAAGGAUACCAUAUGUGCUGUACUUGAGAAGGAUCAGUUCAAGAGGAUACUUGAGAAGCAUGAAGUCCAAAAGCAAGAAGUUCUACUUAAGGCAAUCGAAAGCUUCUCAUUGUUCAACAACCUUUCUCGUGUUGCAAAAUCAAAGAUCCUGAAGAUAAUCCACAGGUGAGAAGUAUCCAAAGGAGUUUAUCUAUACAAAGAAGGAGAGACAAAGGAUACCUUUUUCGAAACAAAAUCGGUCAAUUCAGAGCGAAACUUUAGAAAUUUUUACUUUGUGCUCAACGGCGAGCUAGAGGUUACAAAAUAAGGUUAAUUUUAAGGACAAGGCCAAGAUCAAGAAUGGGUCUUUGUGGAGGAAUCCUCCUAAGACUACCAAGCCUAACAAGGUUAAUGAUGGGAAUUCAAAUCCAAACAAUUUUAUCAAAAUUGUGAAAUACUCAAAGCUGAAACUUGAUCCUCUUGAAGUGGUUGGGAACCCCAAUUUUUGGAAGAGACACAGAGUUCUUCUACGGGGUAUAAAAGAAGACGAUAUUAAAAUGGACGCAGAUGACGUCCUAGAUUACGAAAAAGAGGACAUGAAGAAGAAAGACACCUUAAAGAUAUAAAGCAGCUUAAGAUAUCUAAAAUCUUCAAGAGACAGAUUGUUGGCUUGGAAGACAUCAUUCAUCGGUUCAAAGAAAGGUUUACUUCUGUUCAAGUAAUCAGCGAUGAAGCUGAACUGCUUGUGAUUAAUUAUGACAGUCUUAUAAAGAACCUUCCUAGUGAUGAAGAGACCCCAAAUGAAGGGCCCAAGAAAAAUAUGACAACAGUUGAAAUUCUACAGAAUUAUUCGAUGAAAAAGAUAAAUUUUUUGAGUUAUAGAGUUGAGAAAAUCAUUUCUGGAGAAUCUGAGCUUGAUAUUAAAAGAUCUGUGAUUGGGAUAAAGGAAGAAGAGAAAGAGGUUUUAGAAGAAAAGAAUAACGACACUUUGAAAUAGAUUUCAAUACCAAGAAGAAAAAGAGUUUGUGAAUCAACUACAAGGUCUAAAGAUUAAAGGAAUAUGGACUCAAGCACAAAAUAAAAGAGCAUUUGUGAAGAGAUCACCUAAAGCAAAAGAGAAAAUGCCGUUAAAGACCUCUUUUUAUACUCAGUUAAUAAAAGAGGACAGACAAAAGAGGUUAAAGAAGAGAGCAUCUUCAGUGCCAGAAAUCAGGCCUGAAGCUCAUGAGAGAUCUCCCAAAGAUAGAUCUCUAUUAAGUGACAAAGUUAGUUUCACUAAUCAAAGAUUUUUGACUAUGAAAUCAAGGAUAUCUAGGAAACGGAACACUAGGAACGGGAAUCGUAGUGUCAUGAAUAUGCAUAUAAGAACCUUGAAGAAUAUUAACACACCUUUCUUACAAAGUUCAUUGAAAGGGUCUGUGUAUGAUCUUGAGAAAUUGCAUUCUCUGUGAAAUUCGACUACAGUGAACACUGUUGCUCAGUCUGAGGUUCCUUAUGUGAUUCAUUCAUUGAAGAAACCAGGUAAAGCGCCUAGUGCAAUCGGCAGGUUUUAUAACAGAAUCGUCAAGAAGCCACCUAUGAGAAGGUUGAGCAUUCAAGAAUCAUCUUAAUAUUUCAAUACUUUUAGAUAA